Molecule: messenger RNA, 326 nt
Organism: Notechis scutatus (mainland tiger snake)
Lineage: Eukaryota; Metazoa; Chordata; Lepidosauria; Squamata; Elapidae
Source: RefSeq, a predicted model, not a curated record
UCCGGGUUGGGCGGCUCUCGCGCGAAAGAGGUAGAGGCAAAAUGGCGGCCAAGCAGGUCGCUAAAUGGGCAGCUCUUCCUACAGUUCUAGCAUGGACUUCUACUCAUGCACUUGACGCAGCCGAAGGAGAACAGAAAUCCCGCCGGGUUAAAGCACAUCAACUUCCCAUUUACAACGCCCCACCUCUGGAAUCACAGUACAUUGACGAAAAACCCGGCCGGCUGCAAACCAGGAUUUCAUCCAUAAGAAAGUCAACAAGUUAUUACCUAAAGAACUGCAAGGUGAGAACAAAAACAGGCUUCUUGAUUUAGGUACAGAAACAAUAC